AUGCGAGUGCUUCUCGCUAUUUCAGUUAUCUAUCACAUAACUAUAGCUCAACAAGUGGGAAUUAAUGUUCCAUGUAAUAAAGAGUUAGAUGGACUUCUCACAGCGGAUCCAGAUGGAGACGAGCGUGCAUUCAUGAGUUGCCAGGGGGUGGGAGUUGGAACAAUUGGUUUCUGGGAACGGAAACUCUGCCCGAACAAUAUGGUAUUUGACUUCAUCAACCAACAUUGCAAGGAACAGAAGAAAAAAGCGCGUAAACAACAAAACCUGAGUAUCGCCAUUCUCAACAAUAGUUGCGCAAACGGAGAAACUUGUAUCGGAGGUUCUGUGUGCGAUUUGGACACCCUCCGGUGCAUGUGUCCAUAUGGAACAACACCAAAACUGGACACUCUGUCUUGUGAAUCUUCGCAGCCACCAUUUGUCUCCGCCACCGUUGAUGGACCAGCUCAAUUUUUCAACUCAUUCUCAGGCGGAAAUGGAAAUAGAAACAACCAAAACAAUGGAUUUAUGCCAUUCGGCCAACCAUCCGAGCUUCCAGAUUUCCAACCAAACAAUAAUUUCAAAUAUGGAAAUAACUUUGGACAAAAUCAAAACUCUAAUAACAACAACAAUGACUUCAACUGGAACCCGAACUUCAACUGGAACAAUAAUCAAAAUAACAACAACAAUAACGCGCCGAAUAAGCAAGCUCCGAUGAAUAAUGCUGGAGUUGGAGCCACUACUACACCAGAUUUCAACCCAUUCCAGCCAAAUCCAAAUCAGCAGUUUGUGUUCAACUUCAACAAAAAUCAAGGAGGACAAAACAACCAGAACAACCAUGUGAAUAACAACAACCAUAAUCAAAACAUCCCAGUUCUAGAGAGUAAACCUAAGGUUGCCACUCUUGCGAUUCCUGGUGCUUCGUGUAAAUCCAACGAGAUUUGUGUGGGUGGUUCGAUUUGUACUCUUCCUAUUGGAAUUUGUCUCUGCCCUGGUGAUUUGGAAGCUCGUGAAGGAGAAUGUGUUUUGCCUGCUGCUUCGACUAUUUCUGUUCAAAAGGUUGGAAUUGGUGCACUGUGCUCUGAUCUUGCUGAGUGCGAUCAUGGAAGUACCUGUGUUAUGGGAAGAUGUACUUGUGUUUCCCCACUUGUCCAGCAUGAAGGAAAAUGUGUGCUCCGUCAGCAACAAAAGAUCGUCGGUCCCGGCGAGUUGUGCGACAGUGGAGAAACAUGUGGAAAAGGAAGUAUUUGUGACAGUGUGAUACCCGUUUGUGUGUGCCCAGCUCAAACUGAUUUGAGUAAUGGAGAAUGCAUUUCUGUGCCCGCCCCAACAUCACAACCUGUGCAAGUAAUGACCCCACCACCAACUCUGCCACCAGUUCAAGUUCCAAUUCAAACUUUGCCACCACAAACAAGGCCUCCACAGCUUCCACCAGUCCAAAUUACUCAGCCUCCAAUUCAAACUCCGGUACAACCAAUUUUCUUCCAAACAACUCGCCCACCGAUGCCAACCUACGCUACCACGCCGGCUACAACUCAGUUUAUUCCAAAGCAAAUUUACACUACACCUCCACAAAUGCCAAAGAACUCCAUUAAAAUUAACCAAAUGAAGAUUGGCGGUAGUAAGCAAGCUGGAGUUGGUGUCCGCUGCUCUUUGAACACUGAUUGUAUGAUCGGAGCCUACUGCAAUGGAAACACCAAUCCACCAUCAUGCCAAUGCUUGUCAACUCAUGUGAAUAUCGAAGGAAGAUGCGAAAAAGUUAUCUAUCCGGGACAAGUUGGUUGUCGUAGUGACUUGCAAUGCCACGCUGCCCAUAGCGGCACCCAUUGUAUCGAUCGGAUUUGUGUGUGCCCGGAGGGACAGAGAGCGGUUGAUCAGACUUGUGUCUCAGCAAGUGAGCCAGUAACAUCUCCACCAGGAGGUUCCUGCUCAAACCUUCGUGAAUGUACCGGUGGAUCAGUUUGUAGAGAAGGAUGGUGCAUUUGCCCAGAUCCGUCUAUGAUUGUCAACCGUGGAAUUUGCAUCCAAUCGGGACCCAAACCAACAUUGCCACCUAGAACGCCAAUCCCACAAGUUCCAUUGCCACCACAACUACCAAUUUCUGUUCAUGUGCCACAAGUGACCAUUACAAAAGCUCAGCCAUUCAUCACGGAAGCUCCACUAGCUCCACAAGGCAAGAAAAUUGUGCCAGGAGGAAGAUGCGGACCUAUUGAUGUGUGUGUGGGUGGGAGUAACUGCAUUGAAGGGUUCUGUCUCUGUCCAGCAGGUCAGCAGCCUAGCAAUAGCGGGCGUUGUGAAAAGUUCACAACCACCUCAAGACAAACCACUUUGCCGUCGACUACCACAACUCAAGGUACCACGACCACCACAACCGCACCACCACCAACAACCAGUGUGUUCUCGUUUACCAUAGCCGAUUUGCUAAGCACUCGGCGACAGCCCGCUUUUAUCGAAAUUCCAACGCAUGUUCCUCUAACCACCACAGCUAUACAGACUGACGAUGAGUGCACGGCGAUUGGUUUGAUCUGCAAGGGAAAUACCGUUUGUCGUAACAAAUCCUGCCAGUGUCCCGAAACCUACGUUCUCCAUCACGACGGAUGUGUGUCACCGGAAGAGGCUGCACGCAGAAAAGCUCGUGGAAAAGCUCGACAUGAAGCUACCACCGCAAGAUUGUACUCAAAACCAGGAGAGAGCUGCACACAAGGACAGACUUGCGUCGGAGGAAGUGCUUGCUCAUUCAGAAAGCUUUGCGAGUGCCCACAAGACAAGUCAGAAAUCUCACAAGGACAAUGUGUGACUCCAAGAAAGUUGGAAGUUGUUCCAGGUGCAUCCUGCAACGCCAACACGGUUUGCACCAAGGGAAGCACUUGUGAAAGCGGUCUUUGUCGUUGCCAGCCAGGUUAUAUUGCUGUUUCUGGUAACUGUGUGGCUUUGCCAAUGUCAACUACCCCCAAGAUGAGGGUUAUCGCCAAACCACUUGAAAGCUGUGAAAAUGGCGAAACUUGUGAAGGUGGAUCAAACUGCGAUUAUGAUACUGGCAUAUGCAUGUGCCCACCUGGCCAGAUUGUGUUCAACGUUCAAUGUAUGCCACCACCGACUCAACCACAAAUCACCACUAGAGUCACAACACCAGUAAAGGCAGCGCCAGUGGUCACACCGAAGCCAAUCCAUUCUACUGACUGUGAAAUAGAUGCUAAUUGUGGAGAGAACAAGAUUUGUGUGUCUGGAAAAUGCAAGUGCAAACCGGGAUUUGUUGAUAACUCUGGAACAUGUGAGCCGCUUGAAGGUAUCCGUGGAAGGUCAUUGAGAUACGGACAGGCUUGUGAUCGUUAUCAAGACAAAUGUAUCAACGGAGCAAAAUGCAUUGAUAAAAUCUGCAAGUGUGCUCCAGGAUUCCUACUAGCACCAAAUGGCUGGUGUGAAGGAUUUGACUUGGCUAAGGCUAUUGAGAUUAAUAAGCAAUCUAUUGGAACAACACCGCCAGUUAAAGCCAAUCGCGUUAUUCAGACUAAGAUGCAACAAGUGUAUACUACAUCAUCUACUAUUUCAUCUACAACCACUUCGCCAGCUCCAACUCAAAAACCCAGAAUUGUUCCAAAGGAUUUCCCAACCCCUCCAUCGAAUAUUUUCGGAUUCCCUGACAGGAGAACAACCAAAAUUGUGCCAAAGGUUGCAGCUGUUGGAUCAGCUUGCCGGCCGAUAGAUAUUUGCCUUGGCGAAAGCGUGUGCACAAAUGGAUUCUGCCAUUGCCCUGAGAAUUACAUCCGACAAAACGGGCAAUGUAUUUCCAAAGAGUGCAAACAUAAAGUAGCAAAAGUUGGAGAGACUUGCAAAAAUGGAGAAAUAUGCGCUGGUGGCUCAAUUUGUGAUUAUGACAGAAAACGGUGUAUUUGUGCAGCCCAACAUGUUGCUAUCAGAGGAAUUUGCAAACAGAAAUCCGCGCCAGCAUUUGCCGCGCCUGGAGAUACUUGUAGUAUGCGUGAAAAGUGUACUGGAGGUGCUACCUGCUUCGAAGGAAUGUGCACUUGUGAUGAUCAUCACUUCGCUGAGGAUGGCUAUUGUAGACCAAUUGAAGCGCGCAGUUCAAAAGUGCAGUUCGUGAAUGGAGCCGGAUUGAGGUUCUCGUCUAUGCAAGUACCGAAUAGACAACGAGCUCAAGCGUGUAAUGAAGCCGAGUGUAAACUUCCAAACUGCUUCUGCACUGAGAACGGAAGACGAGCUCCGGGUGGUCUCCGCCCAGAUGAAACACCACAAUUUGUUGUUUUGACAUUUGACGAUGCUGUAAACGGAAAAACGUUCUCAGAUUAUAAGAAACUUUUUGAAAAUGACGUUUUGAAAAACCCCAAUGGAUGUGAUGUGAAAGCAACGUUCUUCAUUUCCCACGAGUGGACCAACUAUGAUGCUGUCAACUGGCUUGUUCAGAAAAAUAUGGAAAUCGCCUCCAACUCCAUCUCACAUGAAUCCCUAGAAAAUGCAAACACAAACCGGUGGUUAAACGAAAUGGAUGGGCAACGAAGAAUCUUGGCAAAGUUCGGUGGAGCUCCUGAAGAGGAAAUUGUUGGAAUUCGGUCGCCCCAACUUGCACUAGGAGGUGAUAAUCAAUUUGAAAUGAUGAUUGGAGCCGAAUUCUUAUGGGACAACUCAAUGUCAGCCAAUCCUGGCAUUCAUGGGGAGCCGUUCUGGCCACAGACCAUGGAUUACCAAGUGGCUUGGGAUUGUAAUGAAGCAUCGUGUCCAAAAAGUUCAUUCCCAGGAGUUUGGUCAGUUCCGUUGAACCAGUUCUACGGUUCCUAUAUGAGCCAAAUCGACAGCUUCAGAAGAUCGAGUAUGCUCCGAGCGGCUGUUGAUUUGAACAAUACUGUUGAUGAAUUGGAAGAGAUUAUAACGCGAAAUUUCGAACGAAGCUACUCAGCAAACCGAGCGCCAUAUGUAUUAUCGUUGAACGCUGACUUCCUUCAACUUGGUGGACAUAAUAAGGGAAUGAAGGCGGUGCAGAAGUUCUUGAAUAGAAUGUCAGCUCAGAAAGACGUCUACAUUGUUACCAUCAAACAGUUGAUCGACUGGAUGAAGCGGCCGGUGCCAAUUAGCGAGAUGAAAAGUUCCAAAGCAGUUGGCUGCCCAAUUACCUUGUCUUUCAACCGGAACCCGUCACUAUCGACCUGCGACAUACCUAACAAAUGCCUUUACAGUACGCCGUCGUUAUCCAGCCAGGAGCAUCAGUUCUUGACAUGCUUGCCAUGCCCAACUAUGUAUCCGUGGCUGGAAAACCCAGCCGGUGGUAUAGUCUAA
This is a messenger RNA of Caenorhabditis elegans, 5265 nucleotides long. It is a transcript of the gene lgx-1, whose product is annotated as EGF-like domain-containing protein. The coding region runs from base 1 to 5265 and encodes 1754 amino acids. The transcript has 31 exons. Lineage: Eukaryota; Metazoa; Nematoda; Chromadorea; Rhabditida; Rhabditidae. Gene Ontology annotation, biological process: carbohydrate metabolic process. Gene Ontology annotation, molecular function: hydrolase activity, acting on carbon-nitrogen (but not peptide) bonds. The record is from RefSeq and is marked reviewed.